Messenger RNA from Gymnogyps californianus (California condor), 1010 nucleotides. RefSeq names its product acyl-CoA thioesterase 13 (gene ACOT13). Gene Ontology annotation, molecular function: fatty acyl-CoA hydrolase activity. The record is from RefSeq and is a predicted model, not a curated record. The transcript is spliced from 3 exons. Bases 16 to 438 code for a protein of 140 amino acids. Lineage: Eukaryota; Metazoa; Chordata; Aves; Accipitriformes; Cathartidae.
GCGUGAGCGGGCAGCAUGGGGUUCACGGUGGCGAGCCUGAAGGAGGCUAUCAAGUACAUGGUGGAGUCGCAGGGCUUCGACCGGGUGCUCCGCAAGAUGAAAAUUCUUUCUGCAACUCCCGGAAAAAUUGUUUGUGAAAUGAAAGUAGAGGAGGAGCAUACAAACAGAGGUGGCACAUUACACGGAGGUUUGACAGCCACACUUGUGGAUGUGGUGUCAACAGCAGCAUUGAUGUACACAGAAAGAGCAGUGCCCGGGGUCAGUGUGGACAUGAACAUCACAUACACUUCUGCUGCUAAGAUUGGAGAAGAGAUACUGAUUACAGCUCAGAUUUUGAAGCAAGGAAGAAACAUUGCAUUUGCCAGCGUGGAUUUAACAAAUAAGGCAACAGGAAAGUUAAUUGCACAAGGCAGACAUACAAAGUAUCUAGGAAAUUAAUAUAAGAAAGCAAUUUAAAAAAUAAUAAUGUUGGGCUUAAGAAUCCCAUAUAGAAUGAUUGUCUCAUUUAUGCAAUAAGACAUCAUCUGCACAAAGUUGUGAUAGUCUAUAUAAAGUGAAGUUGUCUCACUCCCAUAAUACGUGAACAAAUUUCUUAAUUACCACCAGAAUUGCUACAAGUCUAAAAUUAGUGCCUAUUUUCGGAUGAACAACGGAGUGUGAUAGCAUGGGGAUGCAUCUGGCUUUUUUUGGUCAAGAGAGCAGAAGGGAAGAGCCUUUGGACCAGCCAUAUGGUUUACCAGCAUGACAGCAUUUUAAGAGAUCUGUUUUCUUUGCCUGUGGUGGUGGUGUGUGACAAAGCAACCCUGCCUUCGGGCCCAUCAGUCACAUUCAAACAACACUAUAUAUGUUUGCACACUAAACUACUUGUUCUGUGAGAUGGUAGUACAGAGUUCCUAUAACAUAGUGUGAAACUGGUUUGAAAGUGUAAAGCAGGCUAAUACAAAAUGUAAUUUACAAUUAACUGAUGCUGUAACAAAUUCAAAAGUAUUCAAUAAAGCUUUCUGAAACUA